This is a messenger RNA of Drosophila grimshawi, 3334 nucleotides long. RefSeq names its product dynein axonemal heavy chain 1 (gene sac). Bases 27 to 3221 code for a protein of 1064 amino acids. NCBI's taxonomy places the organism in Eukaryota, Metazoa, Arthropoda, Insecta, Diptera, Drosophilidae. Gene Ontology annotation, molecular function: dynein light intermediate chain binding; dynein intermediate chain binding; minus-end-directed microtubule motor activity. The transcript has a single exon. Gene Ontology annotation, cellular component: dynein complex. Gene Ontology annotation, biological process: microtubule-based movement. The record is from RefSeq and is a predicted model, not a curated record.
AUUCAUGACAAACGUUGAAUAGUAGAAUGGCCAAUACGAACUCGCAAUCGCAAUCACGCGUAUCGGAAUCAAGUCGCACCACCGAGGAUGACGAUGAUUCCUCGUGUGCCAUUUGUAUAAUGCCACCGCGUCCGGGCACUGCGCCGAAGAACUUCCGGGAGCUGCACAUUCCACGCGAUAUACUGACGCCGGUCGACUAUCCUAUACAGGAGGCGCAGCGUUGGUUGACCCUCAUGGGUAGAAAUGGAAGAGUCUAUCGCUUCCCACUGCCCACCAUCUUACCGAAGGUGAUUCAGACGCGUUUCGUGGCCAAGGGUGAGCUACCCAAGGAUGUGGCCGUCGAUCGUCGGCGGCGACAGUAUGCCAAAAUCAAUUUAAUGGAGGAACUGAAGAAUGCCGGUCUCACCGAUGACAUCCUCCAGCCAACGGAAGAACAAUACAAUCUCAUGUCCGAGUUUGCCUUUCCGCACAAAUUUCCGCUGAGCUACUUCGAUGACAGCAACUAUGACAUCAGCUCGCCGGAGGCAUGGUUUGAGUUGGGCGUCGUUGGUGAUGUUCAUUACCCGCUGCCCGCUCGAGCUUAUUUACCCUACAAUCGAAGUUUGCGCAGCUGCCGUUGGGUUAUGGCUGCCGUUACGUCCUACAACGAGAAAUUAGAUUUGUGGACGCUGACCUCGCUGGACGAUGAGUGCAGCUACGAGGUGCCCAAGUUGCAGUUCAUGUUCCUCGCCGAGGAUCCCCACAAGUACAUCCAGCGACUGCAGUCGGCGGUUCACGAGCGCCACAAGGGUGAGCAGCUGAUGUUGAUGGAGCUGAUUGUGGAUUGUGUGCUCCACGAUGACAUCGAGUCGACAACGCUGCAGAGUUCCAAGCCUAUUGAGGCGAUACUACAGAAGGCGAAUGUCUCCGAACAGUGCAAGCGUCGCCUACGCUCCGAGGUGAAUAUUGUCUUUGAGAGAUUGAUGGCGUUGUAUGAGCUGGAACAGUUCAUCAUUCACAUGCCCAAGGAGUUUCCGCAAUUUCAAAAUAUCUCCCUCAAGGAGUUUAUGCCCACCGCGGCACGUGUUGAUUUUGCGGAUAAGGAGCGCCAUGAGCUGCAGGCUCUUGGCAUUAAUAUCAAGGAGAAACGUUACGGUUGGCUGCGGGCCAGUCUCUUCUAUUGCGGGGGCGGCAUUGAGUCGAUGAUGGGCGUGGCCGGCGAAUGUCAGCACAUCGAGACACUCACCAUAUUUGUGGUGACGUUCAAUAAGCCAACGGCUCUCGCGGACUUCCUGCAAUCGCAAGAGUCGCAUGGUAAUAGCGUCGCUACCUUCCUCAAGGUCUACUGGCCACAGAAGCUGACCACUGUGAUUACGCUGGUAUUGCGUGCCCUGGGCAAGGGUUGGCUGGACAUCUCCCUGAACAAUUGGACAGUCUAUGCCAUGUGCAAAAUAUCCCGAUUCCUUCUGCAGGUCAAGUUUCGCAUGCAAGAAUCGAUGGAGGUGCUGCUGCUCACCUCCCUGAUGAACUUUUCGCAUCUGGUGUGCGAUCCGUGCUUACAAUUCCUUGCGCUCAAGCACAACUAUAAGUGGACUAAUAAUUUUAUAGAAACGGAGUUUCCCUUUCCCAAGCCCGUUUUUGCUUUAACCAUUGGUAUUAAUGAGGAUCGCAAAGUGUUCUACUCCACCAAUCCGGAUGAGUUUCAGCCAUCGCUAAUGGAUAUCUAUAAGCGUAACUUGGAGAAGACAUCGGGUGUGCGGCUCAUCGAUGCGGAUGUGAUGACCAAUUUGAAAUUUGCCCAUAAUCUGUAUAUACUAACUGUGGAGCUGAUUGAGGACAAGUAUCUGGAGCAGAAUGAAUUGAUGCGACGCUGCUAUGCUCAGGCGGUGAUUCCGAUCAAGUCAUAUGCGCGACUCUAUGAGAGAUUUAUUGACUUUUAUUUGCUGAACGUCACCGACUUUAUGAAGGACUAUAAGGACGCGCGCAAGCCUUCGUCUCGGGUCAAAUGGGAUAUAUUGGAGUACAGACGGCAGAAGGAGGAGGUGCGUGAAAUCCUGCCUGCUUAUAUAACAAUUGGACCCUUCUGCAUCAAUGUGGACAUUCUGAAGCAGUUUAUGAUCAAGAAAUAUAUUGAACUUGUGAGAAGGAUCUUUGACUACUAUGUGGAUCGGAUGUAUGAGACGAAUGAACUGUUGCUAGAACGAUGCCAGGAUGUGUUCCACAAGAUCGAUGUACGUCCCAUUAGCAUUGAGCAUUUGUACGAGAUCCGUGAUUAUGGAUUGAUUGUGCCGGACAUUGUCGAGCAGCUCCGUGCCGAUAUACAGAUUAUGUGGCUGGAAUACGAUAUGUUGGAUAGUUUCUUUUAUAAUCUGAGCGAUCAUCAGUUUGCCAUGAAAUGGAAUGCAUAUGCCUGGCCACAUCAGAUCCUUAUGCGGUUGGCCACGCUCAAGGACGAACAGAAACUGGAUAUUGAGGAGUUUCUGCGCCAGCAUUACAGCGAAUGCCAGGGCUUUGAGGAGCGUCUGGAGUCGCUGAAUGAUGAGGUUCAGGCAUUCUCACUUAUCUUCAAUCCGAAUCGUGCACAGGAAACAUCGGUGGAUAUUAAAAAGACGUGGGCGCUGAUCAAGGAUCUGGAGAAGAUCGGACAUACGUUGCAGUAUCGACAGGAACUCUUCGAAUUGGAGCCACUGUCCACAGAAUUCCUCACCAGCAUCAUCAACAGCUUUGCCCCCUAUAAGCAGUUGUGGUAUGCUUGUGCGAAUUUUCAAAAACUGGAGGAUGCCACUUUGGGCAAUCCGAUUUCAUUGCUCGAUUUGGAUGAGGUGUGGAAUCAUUUGAUGCUUUUGCGCAAGGAGCUCGUCGAGUCCCUGGACAAUUUCAGUGAGAAGGCCGAGAUUAUGGAAGUGGCUAAGGUGUUUGUAGGGAAAAUCGAUAAUUUUGUGCCCGUUUACAACAGCGUUAAGGAUCUGCGCAACGAGAACUGGAUGUAUUUGCAUUGGUUGGAGCUGAGUCAUACCCUUGGCCAGGAGGUCAAAUACACGGUAUCCAUGAAUUAUCAAUAUCUCAUGCGUAAGGGCAUCUUGAACCAUCUGCCCGCGGUGCACGAAAUCUCUGUCAAAGCCAGCAAUGAGGCCAAGGAAAUCUUGCGUGCCAUCGAGGAGGAGGAGCGACGUAAACAGGAUGAAUUGGAUGCCCUAUUGUUGCGCAAACAGUUGCGCAAAUGUCGCAGGGAUAUUAUCUAGAAGAUUGCACAUUUCGUUGUAUGCCAAGACCUUUCCAUUCAUUGCAAAUUUUUGAUCUCGAAAUUCGAUCUUAUCUUAGUAUAUUGAAAUAAAAUGUUGUCGACAAAGCCAAA